CAGUGCAAACACAGCCAUUUCCUGUGAAGAUGGCGGUGUGCAGGAGCGUAGGGUUGUGGAGGACAUACAGCGUGUUGUUAUCCAGGCGGCCUCUCCUGUUUCCCGCCGCUGUCCGAACACAGAGCUCUGUGAGCGGGGACCUGGUGCCUCGGACCUCCCUGUCUAGGCCGCCGUGGCCGGAGCAGACGACCCUGGUCCCGGAGGAGGAGGAGCGGAGCCGUCACGCCGCGGUGGUGAGCACCGUUAACCAGAAGAUCAACCAGCAGGAUUUCGGUCGGCUUUUCGCCGUGGUACACUUCGCUAGCCGCCAGUGGAAGGUCACCAACGAAGACCUGAUCCUGAUUGAGAACCACAUCGAUGCGGAGUGUGGGGAGCGGAUCCGGAUGGAGAAAGUGCUGCUGGUCGGCUCGGAGGACUUCACCCUGAUCGGCAGGCCCUUGCUCGGAAAGGAGCUUGUUCGGGUCGAGGCCACCGUGAUCGAAAAGACUGAGUCCUGGCCUAAAGUCCACAUGAGGUUCUGGAGGAGACACCGGUUUCAGCGCAAGAAGAUCGUUAUCCAGCCACAGACGGUGCUGAGGAUCAACAGCAUCGAACUGGCCCCGAGACUGACAUGAUGAUGACUGGAACACUUGUCACAGACUGAGGGGUUGUUUUUCUAUUCUAUGAUUCUAAACAUGUGAACAAACGCAUAUAAAGGUCAAAAAGCCUGUACGUGAUUUUCAUAUUCAGACCUUUGUUUCUGAAGAAUUGAGCCCAUCUCUGACUGUUCAGACUGUAAAUAAAGCUUCAUCCUGUGCAGAUGACUGAUAUUUAAAAAACUCUCUUUUACCAAUAGUUGUUUUUAAAUCCUAAAAGUCCCAGAGAGCAAUAAAAUCUGUUCAGGGCCUAAAUUAUUCUUUUAAAUUCAGUUUUAUUUACAAAUCCUCAGAAGGUGGCUUCUUCUUGUGUCAUUAGAAAACAAACCAAUAGUUAAAAAAAUAAAGAAAACCAUUAAUUGACUGACCAUAAAAAUAGUCAAACUAUAAUCAUUAUUGAUGUACUUUUUUAUGCUGGUGGGACUUUGUAUUAGUGAUUAUUAGAUCAGACCUUAAAGUGUCUUUAGAAAAGCCUUCAAAGUGUGAUUAAGGGCUUUAACUUGAUUCCACCAAAAUAAUAGUCUGCUGCUGUCAGUAACUCAGCUGGAGAUAUUUGAGAUUUUUUAUUUUUUGCAUCUUGUUCGCACACACUUCAGCAUGUCUGGGCUUCAUAUUUAUAUUUGCAGCCUGCAGUUGGUGUUAGUUUUGGUUUCUCAGGUGCUGAUCAGAAAAAGAAUCUUUGGUCUGUAAAUUAACAUUUCACAAAGAAAACGAACCACGACAUAUAUCAGCUAUUGCAGCUCUGAUGAAAAAGCUGCCAGAGAAAACAGACAUCAGGCUGAGCUGAACUGAAGUAUCACAGUGAUUAUGAUUUACACAAUUUAUCAUUGUAACAUCAGAACUCUCCUUUUUUAACAUGACUGAAUAAA
Molecule: messenger RNA, 1504 nt
Organism: Chelmon rostratus (copperband butterflyfish)
Lineage: Eukaryota; Metazoa; Chordata; Actinopteri; Chaetodontiformes; Chaetodontidae
Gene: mrpl21
Product: mitochondrial ribosomal protein L21
Exons: 1
Coding region: 30-614 (194 amino acids)
Cellular component (GO): mitochondrial large ribosomal subunit; ribosome
Molecular function (GO): structural constituent of ribosome
Source: RefSeq, a predicted model, not a curated record